Messenger RNA from Zonotrichia albicollis (white-throated sparrow), 435 nucleotides. Its product is annotated as dynein axonemal heavy chain 17-like. The record is from RefSeq and is a predicted model, not a curated record. Lineage: Eukaryota; Metazoa; Chordata; Aves; Passeriformes; Passerellidae.
GUCCGGGCCGACAAGUGGGCCAAGUUUGCGGCCAGCGAGGAGACCUCAGUCCUGCUGGACAAGUUCUUCAAGCAGCCAGAGCUGCUGGAGCUGGUGCUGGCGCUGACCCCUGCCGGGCAGCUCCAGCCCACUACCUCCUUCCCACCUGCCCUGAAGGGCAAGGCCUUCUACUGCGUGAAGAAGAAGGAGGAGAACAUCACCGGGGAGAACUGUCGGAGCGCGCUGCUGGUGGGAGACGUGGGCGCCUCGCCCGUGGAGCAGCUCAUCACCGUGCUGCUGGAGGUGGGUUACCUGUGCAGGAGCAGGCUGGGGCUGAGCAGGGUCACUGCAGCUCCCUGGGCACACUGGGACCCAGCUGCUCCAGCCAAAUCUCCAGGUGGGCUCCAAAAUGAACUAAAAUUCACAGAGAAAACUUGUGCCAGGUCCUCACCCUGA